AUGGAUCAUCUUUCCGUAAAGGCCGUACGAUGGGCUCUGCUGACGUCAUUGGUUAUGUUUCUUCUUGGUAUGGCGCUCCUGAUGACGUUAAGUAUGAUGUCUGAACAACAGAAACCACAAAUGCAAAUCGUCAAGAAGUCGAGAAUUUUCCCUCAAGGAGGUGAUAAUGUGAAAUUCGAUCAACCAUGGGAGUUGACGAAACCGGACGUAAUCAGUGAUAUCUCGUUUUUUGACCGAUCAACAGAAAGUUAUCUUGUUAGUAACUUCAGCUACAGCAAAGGCAUGGGCAACCUUAUGUUUCAAUAUGCAUCAUUGCGUAGUUUGGCUAAUAAAUGGAAAUCCACUCUGGUCGUACCCGUCACCACUACUCUCAGGUGUCUGCUGGAAAGUGGAAAGGUGCCGUCAGAAGAUCAUAACUGUUGCAAAUUCGUUUCUAUUCCUGAACCUACCAACCAACGACUCACAGCAGUUACUGGAUAUCUUCAAAAUCCACGAUACUUUACUCCAGACAACGAGGCCGUCAUUUGUAAAGAAUUCGACUUCCUACCAGCCAUUCAGGAACAG
This is a messenger RNA of Ostertagia ostertagi, 564 nucleotides long. Lineage: Eukaryota; Metazoa; Nematoda; Chromadorea; Rhabditida; Trichostrongylidae. The record is from the annotation of a GenBank genome assembly.